AUGUCAGCCUCCAACAACAAUCCGGGAAGUGGACAGACACCCCCAGAAUCGGGAGCAACGGCUACGGUGCCUACUGCCCUGCCAAUAGAAUCGAUCGAGCAAUCGUUCAGUGACACCGACUCAGGAUACGAAGAAGGCACCUUGUCGACGGCUUCGGUGACUUCCAGUAUCUACGCAUUUGAGCAGGAAAAUGGCAGGACUUACCACUCGUACAAGGCUGACAAAAAGUUCGUCCUUCCCAACGAUGAGGCUGAAAGAGAGCGCAUGGACAUCCACUACCACAGCCUUCGCUACGCUAUGAGAGAUAAACUCUUCUAUGCCCCGAUAGAGCACCCGACCUCAGUCUUUGACGUGGGGACAGGCACUGGUAUCUGGGCCAUGGACGUGGCAGACGCAUAUCCGGGAGCGCAAGUACUGGGCAUAGACUUGUCACCCAUCCAGCCCACCUGGGUGGCUCCAAACCUCGAGUUCCAGGUGUUUGAUCUGGAGGAGCCAUGGGACAUGCCUGGCCGGUUUGAUCUGGUGCACAGCCGCGAGAUGAAUGGUUUCUCGAUCAGGAACUGGCCCAAAUUCUUCGAACAAGCGUUUGCGUCCUUGAAGCCUGGUGGAUGGGUGGAGUGCCAGGAAUUCGAUCUGGAUAUCCGUUCCGACGACAACACCAUCCCCGCAAACAGUGCUGUGAUGAAGUGGCAAAGUCUGUGGGAAGAAGGUGUCCAAAGAGGUGGCAUGACCGGUCGAUGCUACCCAGAUAAGAUGGCGGAACAGAUGCGAGAAGUAGGCUUCAUCAACAUCCAAAUCUUACCAUUUAAAAUGCCAAUUGGACCCUGGGCCAAAGAUCCGAUGCUGCGACAAUCAGGACUAUGUACACUUGUCGGCCUGUUGGACGGCGUGUUUGGGUUGAGUGUCAGAGUGUAUACUCAGCUCCUUGGCUGGUCCGUCGAGGAGUUGGAAGCACUCCUGGUUCAGGUGCGCCAGGAAUGGAGGAGCAAGAGGAUUCACAGCUACUUCCCAAUAUACGUUGUCUAUGGCCAGAAACCGCCGUAA
Fonsecaea multimorphosa CBS 102226 is the source of this 1044-nucleotide messenger RNA. RefSeq lists its product as uncharacterized. The coding region runs from base 1 to 1044 and encodes 347 amino acids. The record is from RefSeq and is a predicted model, not a curated record. NCBI's taxonomy places the organism in Eukaryota, Fungi, Ascomycota, Eurotiomycetes, Chaetothyriales, Herpotrichiellaceae. Gene Ontology annotation, molecular function: methyltransferase activity. The transcript has 3 exons.